UAGAAUCUAAAGCAAUCUUUCUUUUCCUUUACCAAUUGAUCAUCUUUUUAUUUAUUCAUCCUCACGGUUUAACACUGUUUUCUUGUUUAGUGACAAAAUAUCAACAAAUUUUCCUAGCUAGUGAAAAAGCAAGGUGAAAAAAAGGAGAGAUGGCUGAAAUUCUUCUUACAGCAGUCAUCAACAAAUGUGCAGAAAUAGCUGGAUAUCUACUUAUUCAAGAAGGGCCAUGCUUAUAUUGGUUGAAAGAGGACGUUGAAUGGCUCCAACGAGAAGCGAGACACAUUCAAUCUUACCUAGGAGAUGCAAAUGGAAAGUUAGUUGGAGGAGAUUUGAGGGUGAAAAACUUGAUAAAGGAUAUUGAAGAACUUGCAGGUGAUAUGGAGGAUAUCUUAGAUGAGUUCCUUCCCAAAAUUGAAUCGCAUAAGAGAGAAGGAGCACUUGGUUGUCUUAAAGAGUUAGCUUGUGUUCUUUGUCAUACUCGCUUUUCCAAUAAGUUUUCUAUGGAGAUUGAGAAGAUAAAAAGAAGGGUUAAUGAGAUUAAUCGUGUGAGGACAACUUUUGGUAUCACCGAUACAAGUAACAAGAAUGAUCGAUGUGAUUACAUUCCAUUGGAUCGUGGAAGAUUAUUUCUUCAUACUGACGAGACAGAGGUGAUUGGUUUGGAUGAUGACUUUAAUAUGCUACAAGUCAAACUACUUGAUCAAGAUUCGCGAUAUGAAGUAAUUUCGAUCAUUGGCAUGCCUGGUGUGGGCAAAACAACUCUUGCCAAGAAACUUUAUAAACAUGUCUAUAAUCAAUUCGAGUGUUCAGCACUGGUCUAUGUUUCACAACAGCCAAGAUUGGGAGAAAUCUUUCUUGACAUAGGCAAACAAGUUGGACUGACGGAAGAGGAAAGGAAAGAUAACUUGGAGGACAACCUGCGAUCACUUUUGAAAAGAAAAAGGUAUGUUCUACUCUUGGAUGAUAUUUGGAAUGUUGAAAUUUGGGAUGACCUGAAACUUGUCGUUUCUGAAUGUCAUUCAAGAACAAACAGUAAAAUAAUUAUAACAUCUCGGAAUAGCGAUGUAGGCAGAUAUAUAGGAGGGAAUAACUCGCUUCACAUGUUGCAACCCCUAGAUUCAAAGAAAAGCAUUGAACUCUUUACCAAUAGGAUUUUCACUUUUGAUAAUAAUUAUUGGGAGAAUGUUUCAUCAGAUUUGGAAAACAUCGGUAAAGAGAUAGUUGAGAGAUGUGAUGGUAUGCCACUAGCCAUUGUGUUGAUUGCAGGCAUGUUAAGGGCAAGGGAGAGAACUGAACAUGCAUGGAAUAGCGUACUUGAGACUAUGGGUCAAAAUAUUCAAGAUCAAUGUGCUAAUAUAUUGGCUCUAAGUUAUAAUGAUUUGCCCACUGCAUUAAGGCCAUGUUUUUUGUAUUGCGGUCUUUUUCCCGAGGACCACGAAAUUCCUGCAUUUGAUCUUAUAAAUAUGUGGAUUGCUGAGAAGUUCAUAGUAGUGGGUACGAGCAAUAGGAGAGAAGUUGAGGAUAUAGCAGAGGAUUUCUUAAAUAAUUUGGUUUCAAGAAAUCUUAUUCAAGUUUCAAGGAGAACAUUUCAGGGAAGAAUUGCGAGUUGUCGCAUACAUGAUUUGCUACAUAGUUUGUGUGUCACAUUGGCCCGGAAAAUUAACUUCUUUCUCACCAAGGACAAUCCACAAGAUGAUCUUGGUAGUGUCACUAGGUUGCGAAGGCUUGCAUUCUACUCUGGUGGUGUUGAUGAAUUCUUCUCUUCAUAUGCCAAGCCUAAGAAGCUUCGCGCCCUCUUGUAUUUCAGUGAAGACAAUUACCCAUCUUCUCUUAAAACUCAUCUUAACAUGAAGUUAUUGCGAGUGUUGUCUAUGCAUAUUCCUGAGAGUAAUUCCCGGAGGCCUGUCAGUAUCCCGGAAGGAAUUGGGAAUUUGAGUUGCUUAGGCUAUCUCAAAUUAUGGGGUCCAAACUUCGUUGGUAACAUACCACGUAGUAUUGUCAAAUUCAAACAUUUAUUGACCCUAGAUAUUGAAUGGACCAAUCUACGCAUUGCUUUUGAUGUUAUGGAGAUGAAACAAUUGAGACAUCUUCGUAUUUCACAAUUUGUUCAGCCAAUGUACAUGUCAAGCACAAUAUUCUCCUCAGUCAAUGCGUUAUUGCCUAAUCUACAAACUCUAAUGGGCAUGGAUGUUUGCUACAUGAAAUCAGGAUGGUUGCACCAAUUGACCAAUCUAAGAAAAUUGAGCUUAAAUGUAAAUAACGAUUCCAUUGUUGAGGUACUUUCAACUCAGCGUAUGGCAAUACUGCCAAAGCUAGAGGUUCUGAAGCUGAAGAGUUUGUUGCAAGGCUACCAACAUGACCAACAAAUCAACUUGUCUUCCUAUGAUAAACUUCGUAAGCUGAGUUUGUUAUAUACGGACUUGAAAAUUGUGGAUUUUGAAGCAUUGCCUGCAAAACUCGCCAAGCUUUCUCUUAGGUAUGUUCAACUAGAUACGAAUCAUAUAUCGAUGAUCAAAAGACUGCCCAAAUUAAAGAUACUCAAAUCGAGGAAUUGUUGGCUUCCAUAUGGAGAGAGUACAUUAGACCUUUCUGGUGUCGAUAGAUUUAUGCAACUUGAAGUUCUGCACAUUAUUGGGCAGAACUCGUGGGACGUGGUAACCGUGGAUGAGUUGGCUGUGCCAAAAUUGAAGAAAGUAAUAGUUUCUCAUGCACCAAAUAUCAGGCUCUCUGAACGGCUGGCCAGGCUGAGAAUAUAAAGACGCUGUGAAUGGAACGGGAUGCAAGUUUAAAAUGUGUGGAAAUUUUAGUGAUAUCUCAAAACAAAGUGCAUGGAGUAGUCUUGGUUCUGUUCUUUCUGAUGAUGAUGAGAUUCCUGUUGGCAUUGUGAUAAAAAGGUUUGAUUGAUAAUGGAGUUUUUGUAGCUGUGAUUUUCAAAGACAUUUGUUAUUUGUAACUUCAUUUUGUUUAUUGCACUUUCAUUUUGUUUAUUGCACUACUAAAAGUGAGAAUAAUUUUUACAUCCGUGAGAAAUCUAUU
Lycium barbarum (goji berry) is the source of this 3036-nucleotide messenger RNA. Its product is annotated as toMV resistance protein Tm-2(2)-like. Gene Ontology annotation, molecular function: ADP binding; ATP hydrolysis activity. The transcript has 2 exons. Gene Ontology annotation, biological process: defense response to other organism. Bases 150 to 2756 code for a protein of 868 amino acids. The record is from RefSeq and is a predicted model, not a curated record. Lineage: Eukaryota; Viridiplantae; Streptophyta; Magnoliopsida; Solanales; Solanaceae.